Lactuca sativa (garden lettuce) is the source of this 1036-nucleotide messenger RNA. The record is from RefSeq and is a predicted model, not a curated record. Lineage: Eukaryota; Viridiplantae; Streptophyta; Magnoliopsida; Asterales; Asteraceae.
CAAAAACCCUACUUUUAUUGCUUUAUAUAUUAGAUGUAAGAACGACGACUUUUACUCACUGCAACUUGCAAGAAAAAUCUCUCUUUUGCAAUAUCGAUAAUGUCUGGUGCAAUGGAAACGCAACUUCGCAUGACAACUGCCGAUGUGGAAAUGGAAACCAAGCAUAACAGAGAGAAGAUACUUUUGUGUGAGAAAAGCAUACAAAAGAUAUCUGCAGUUGUCUUCUUGCUCUUCACUCUUUGUUUCACCCUCCUCGUGACCAUGCCAGGAGGGUACUUUGAUGAGCCUGGGAAGACAUCUCCGGUAGAAAAGCCUAUGUGUGCAUCACCUACAACCUCAGAAUGCAGUUCUUCACCGGAUUUGUAUAAAGUCGGAGAGGCUAAAACUACGGAUUCUUUUGAGUUCAAGGUCAUCAUGUAUGGAUCAUCCAACUCUAUUUACAUAUCCAUGUUUGUGCUUGCCAUAUACUUGUCCAUGGGAUCGCAGAAAGAUGUGAAGAAAUGGAAAUUGGCAUUCUAUCUUUGUACUGUCUGUGUUUGCUUGUGCAUGGUUUGCUCUAUUGUUGCGAUUCACUUUAUGAUGAUAACUGUUUUGGGUCAUCAUAAGUUGAUGGUUGCUCAUAUGUCUUGGAUUUUUUUCGUUACCCUUGUCUUUUCUGGUAUUGUGGGGGGACACAUGUGGGAAUUUUGAAGAUUGAAGAGGAUUAAUGGUUGAAGGUGUGGAUUUGUUGAAGUUCGAAGAAGAGGAUUGAAAGUGAAUGGUUAAUUUUCGUCGAUGUUUAAGUAGAAGGCAUUUGUUUGUGGAUUUAGCUUGUUUAAUCUCUUUUUUAUUGUUAAGUAGAAGGCAUAUGGCGUUACCGUUGUAAUCUCUUUUUUAUUUUUAGGAAAAGAUAUCUUGUAUGAUAUUUUCGUUUUAUUAUGCUUAAAAACAUGGUGGUAACAGAAAUGGAUUUCUCAGCUAGCUUUGUUAUGUUGUUGGAAUGCUUUGCUUUUAAUUCGUUCCAGUGCAUUAUUAUUACAUGUAAGAAGCAAGCAUC